UAGUCUUAAUCAAAGCCUUCAACGAUGCAGUUGCAUUCGGGGAAAAUAUAUAAGCAAAUGGAUUUAUCAGUGAUUUUUAUAUCUUACCUAAGCUUUGUACAAAUAUCUGUCAUUCCAGGUAAAGCUACUGGAUCUACUGUAGUUGGUGGCAAUCCUGCCCCGCCGAAGAAAUAUCCCAUGGCUGCUCGUCUUGGCCAUGUCAACCCUCUUGAGAACGAUACCAAGUGGUUCUGCGGAGGCACGUUGAUUAGUCACCGGGUGGUUUUAACGGCUGCCCACUGUUUCUAUUCAGAUGUGGGAUCAGUAAAUAUUGUGCGCCUGGGCGAACUAGUUUUCGAUAGCAACACGGACGAUGCAGAGCCGGAGGACUAUGAGGUUCUGGAAAGCAAGGCCCAUCCGGACUUCAGGUACCCGGUGCUCUACAAUGACAUUGGGAUUGUUCGGUUGCGUAAACACGUAACCUUUAGCGUUUACAAAAUGCCAGCCUGCCUUCCUUUGAAUAAUGGAGAGCAGUUAAGUUUCUUCACUGCCAUCGGUUGGGGUCAAACGGAGUAUGAUAACUUCGAGCCUUCCAAGGAACUGAUGGAGGUGAGACUUCGAAACUAUAAUCGCUCAUGUCGGGAGACAACGUAUCCAAAUGAGGACUUGCCCGAAGGCUAUAAAGCACAAUCGCAAUUGUGCAUUGGAUACCCCGGUCACAGGGACACUUGUAAUGGUGACUCUGGUGGUCCACUCCUGAUUGCCCAUACUGGAAAUGGAUGUAAAUUCCAAGUCAUGGGAAUCACAUCGGUAGGCAUUGCAUGUGAUACUCCGAAUGUUCCCAGUUUGUACACCAGGGUGCACUCCUUCCAAGAUUGGAUCAUAAAGGAAAUAAACAGCGGCUAGUCGUAGCCAACAUUUGCAUAAUUAAAAACGAAUUUGAUCAUUAUAAAGAA
Messenger RNA from Drosophila eugracilis, 935 nucleotides. RefSeq names its product serine protease snake-like. NCBI's taxonomy places the organism in Eukaryota, Metazoa, Arthropoda, Insecta, Diptera, Drosophilidae. The record is from RefSeq and is a predicted model, not a curated record. The transcript has 3 exons. Gene Ontology annotation, molecular function: serine-type endopeptidase activity. Bases 25 to 885 code for a protein of 286 amino acids. Gene Ontology annotation, biological process: proteolysis.